Messenger RNA from Volvox carteri f. nagariensis, 2939 nucleotides. RefSeq lists its product as uncharacterized. The transcript has 11 exons. Bases 1 to 1845 code for a protein of 614 amino acids. Lineage: Eukaryota; Viridiplantae; Chlorophyta; Chlorophyceae; Chlamydomonadales; Volvocaceae. The record is from RefSeq and is a predicted model, not a curated record.
AUGACUGAUCAAGAGCGCCGGGACGGCAAGUACUACUACAUCGAGGAGUUCAAGCUACUGCUGCAGCAAGAGGCGCUACAGCCGUCCCAGCAGCAGCAGGUGCUGCUACCCCCAGGGUUGACGGCGGUGCAGGUCGUCGCGGACUUCUUGGCGGAGCUGCGAGGCUACAUAUUCAAGCACCUCGCCAGAAUGGACGCGGCUGCGGCAGGCGGGCCGGCGGGGCCCCCCCUGGAGCCCUCCUCCAUCUCCUGGUGCCUGACCGUCCCUGCCAUGUGGGACGAGGCGACCAAGGCCAAGAUGCGGCAGGCGGCUAAUCGGGCUGCCGUCACUGCCGCCAGCGACGCUGCUGCCAGGGCGGCGGAGCUAAGGGAAGUGUCGGAGCACACCGCCGGCGGCGGCGACGGCAGUAGCGCCUUGGCAGCAGUGCGGGGCGGGGCAUCGGUAUCAUCGUCCGCUGCGGCGGCUGCUCUCCGGGACGGAGAUGUAUUGUUAGUGCUGGAUUGUGGCGGCGGUACGGCAGACAUCACGAUGCACAAGGUGGUGGGCUCUGGGACGAAUGUACGGCUGCAGGAAGCGGCGGCGGGUAAAGGUGUGCUGGCGGGCGGGCGUUACGUGGACGAGGCGCUGUGGCAGCACCUGCGCGCAAUGGUGGGUCCAACCGCGUGGGACACCUGGCGCGAGCGCCAUCCGACUGAAUGGAUGGAGGCCGCGACUGAGUGGGAGGCUGCCAAGCGGCAGCCCCGGGGGCCUCUGACGCUGCAACUGAGACCUCACCUCCUGGAGCUGGCGGCGGAGAUCAGGCGGCGGGAGCGGCGCGCUAGCGGCGGCGGCAGCGGCAGCGCCGCCACCGCAUCCACGCCCGAUGCUGACAUCGCAGCUACUUCCUCCACCGACAUCGACGGCGGCAGCGGCGGCGGCGGCUGCCGUACCCCCGCGGCGGAGGCGAUGGACGUCGGUGGCCUGAUGGCGGCGGAUCUGCCCGCUGACGGCAGUGUGGUGCUGUGCGAGGGGGUGCUGGAGAGGCGGAUCUACGGGCCUGUGGUAGAUCAGAUUUUGGCGGCGGCUGUCGACGUCCUGGAGCAGGGGCAGCAUGCGGGCUGUCCCUGCAGCAAGAUGCUUCUUGUGGGCGGCUUGGCCAACUCGCCGUACGUACAACAGCGUGUACGGCAGCUGUCGCAGGAACAGCGAGUGCCGCUGUUGAUGCCUAGGCAGCCGCAGGCGCUGGUUGCGUCUGGUGCCGUACUGUUUGGCCAGUACCCGUCGCUGGUGACGGCACGCCGCUGCCGCCAGACGUACGGCAUCUCAUGUCGGUCUUUGUGGACGGCUGAGGACGCCGCCAGCCACACUCUCUUUGGCUACCCCAGCAAACUGUGGAAGGAGGAGGAACGCGAAUACGUGGCGGAUGGCGUCUUCGAGCUGUAUGUACGGCGUAACCAACUGAUUCAGCAGGACGAGGUUGUACGACGGAUCUUCUGCCCUACCAGCAAGGGUACGACAGCGGUUGGGAUUGAUCUGUUCACAACCGAAAACGAGGACGCGCGCUACACCGCCGAGCCGGGCAUGCGCAAGGUGGCGACUGUGAUAAUGGAGCUGCCGCCGGGCUGGACGAGCACCGUACAACGACGCCAGGAUUACGACAUUGAGGUGGAGCUGCGGUUUGGCGGCACUGAGAUUACCUUACUCGCCCGGGACCCCCAAACUAACAACGCAGUGGCCACCACCACCAACUGGACCCCGGAGGACGGCUUGCUCUCACUCGUUUACUUCUGGACUCAGCCGUUCCUGUCGUGGCCCUGUCGUGGCCUCGUAUGCGGGGUCACAGUACGGCUCCCCUGGGACCCCUAAGGUGUCGUGUGAGGAAAAACGCGAGAGGCGCUUAGCCUCACGCACUGGUGUAGCAGCGCACACGUCACCGCAUAUGUACAAGGCUUCAAUGACAACAACAACAAUGACAGCAAAGUUCAAUAGACUCUCUAGACAAACCAGUAGGGCGCAUGUCGGAAUCUAUCAAAUAUGCCUGGCACAUCAAAUAGGUGUAUUGACCUCGGCACCACUCAAGCGCGUUAAUCGUACACUGGCGGACCCCGACUUUUUCUUCACAUCACCAAGGCGCCACAGCCGCACAUUCUGCCUGCAGCAAUUAAAACCCGCCGCACAUGAACCACGAGCAAGAGAUGCGCGGCGAAAGAAUAUAAGCUAUAACUUGGUUGGUCGAAUCAAGAAGCUGGAACGGCUCCCUGCGGGAUGCACAACGCGCACGAUGUCCCGCCUCAUAAUCCAACAUUCCGACUGCCAUUGACAUAACCAGCGACAACCGACUGCGAUUGACACAACCGUGCCCAACAGCGGGGGUCACAACACCACUAAGGAUGCUGUUGAAUACGCCAGCUCCCUCCUGUCGCCUUCAAAUUCCGCGCGCGGACCGUCGCAACCUUGCCGUCGCAUUCGUAUUGCGGCUCCUUGGUGCGCGUUGCGUCGGGAGAUCAGUGAUAUUGGCCACACCCAUGGGCAAAGCCGGGGGGCCGGAACGCUGGGCAUCGGGGCCACACGGGUUGCACAGCCCACCGUAUGUCGUGCUGGGUGUGUGUGCGUCAGCACAGCUUUGGGCCCCGCUGGGCAUGCUGUACAUUUCGGCACCAUUGCGGUCGUAAUGAGGCGGCGACAGCGCCCUCGCGACCGAACAGGGCGGCAUGUGUAACAAUCGCCCUUGCGCCUUUAAUGAAAUACUCAAGAGGCAAAUUUGCCCGUGGUAUUAAAAGGAUAUUAGCGAAGAGGAUAUAUAUAACUCGACUCUCAGAAUCUCAGCAGCAGUGCGAGAAUCACAUGCACGGCAUACACACACACACACACAUGCACACACACAUACACCACUGUCCAGGAUGGAAAGGAUGGGCAGCAGCACGGCGUCGCACUCAGGCCUUGACGCCGUACGUGUCGUU